This is a messenger RNA of Drosophila guanche, 1484 nucleotides long. RefSeq names its product serine/threonine-protein kinase Aurora-2 (gene aurA). The record is from RefSeq and is a predicted model, not a curated record. The coding region runs from base 132 to 1385 and encodes 417 amino acids. NCBI's taxonomy places the organism in Eukaryota, Metazoa, Arthropoda, Insecta, Diptera, Drosophilidae. The transcript is spliced from 3 exons. Gene Ontology annotation, cellular component: spindle pole centrosome; chromosome passenger complex; spindle midzone. Gene Ontology annotation, biological process: mitotic spindle organization; regulation of cytokinesis; protein phosphorylation. Gene Ontology annotation, molecular function: protein kinase activity; ATP binding.
CGCUUCCUAAUUCAAACGAACGGCAUUUUAUUUUCCCACGUCGUGAAUUUUUACCCAAUUGAGUUUUGUAUUUGUAUUGUUUUAAAUUGACCAAAACUGUUUGUUCGUAAUUAUUGAUUGCGUGUGCAAACAUGUCUCAUCAGUCCAACAAUGUGUUGCGUCCGAAAGAAAAUGCCAUGGUCAGAAAGCCGGAGGCAGCGGCCUCCGCACUUGGCAUGCAGAAGAAAAAUUUGUUGCUGACUAAAAAGCCGACGAGCGAGAAUAUGGCACCAGGCAGCAAGCUCCUUCCGUCGGUAUCGGCCAAAGCGGCUACGACAAUUGCACAUUCAGCAAAUAAAGCGGGGCCAGGAAUUCCCGCCCCAGCGGCAAUGUCGAAAUUUGCAAAGCCACUUGUGCCCACUGCCAAUGCACUAAAGAAAACAACUUCAGAGUUUGUGGCGCCAGCUCCUGUAACAGAAACUAAGAAGACCAACGCUGGCGCAGUCGAGAAAUCAGCCACUGAAGCUGCUGCACCGACUGCAUCCACAUCUUCAAACAUCACUGACAAAGAGAAAGGCAAGACUGAAAGCCAGCCCCCGAAGCCAAAGAAAACUUGGGAGCUGAACAACUUUGACAUUGGUCGUCUACUGGGACGCGGGAAGUUCGGAAAUGUGUACCUGGCACGCGAGAAGGAAUCCCAGUUCGUUGUCGCCUUGAAGGUGCUGUUCAAGCGUCAGAUUGGCGAGUCUAAUGUUGAGCAUCAGGUGCGCCGGGAGAUCGAAAUCCAAUCGCAUCUGCGGCACCCACACAUUCUUCGUUUAUACGCCUACUUCCAUGACGACGUGCGCAUCUACUUGAUCCUGGAGUAUGCUCCACAGGGCACGCUCUUCAAUGCGCUGCAGGCUCAGCCGUCAAAGCGCUUCGAUGAACGCCAGUCGGCCACCUACAUCAAGUCGCUCUGCUCGGCCCUGUUGUAUCUGCACGAGCGUGACAUAAUCCAUCGCGACAUCAAGCCGGAGAAUCUCCUGCUGGGCCACAAGGGUGUCCUGAAGAUAGCCGAUUUUGGGUGGUCAGUGCACGAGCCCAACUCGAUGCGCAUGACGUUGUGCGGAACUGUGGACUAUCUGCCACCGGAAAUGGUCCAGGGCAAGCCGCACACAAAGAACGUGGAUCUGUGGAGCCUGGGUGUGCUCUGCUUUGAGCUGCUGGUGGGUCAUGCUCCAUUCUAUUCGAAAAACUACGACGAGACCUACAAGAAGAUCCUUAAGGUGGAGUACAAGCUGCCAGAGCACAUUUCCAAGGCGGCUGCUCACUUGAUUUCCAAGCUGUUGGUCCUCAAUCCACAGCAUCGUCUGCCCCUGGACCAGGUGUUGGUGCACCCAUGGAUUCUGGCGCACACAAAGUGAACGUUUUAUCGUUUCUCUUUUAUUUAUUUUGAUUUUGAGUUAUUUCCUAGUUCAUAUUUGUGUUUGAGUUGCGCCGCGUAAUAUAAUUAUGGCAUUUCA